GGCCUCACCUUUUUGCUGACCCAUGAAAGAAGCCAUGCCGGUUCUCUCAGCAGGCACAGGCCUGCACGAGACUCUGGCCCUUCUGACAUCCCAGCUGCGUCCUGAUGCCAACCACAAGGAGGACAUGGUCUUCCUCAAAGACGUCUUCAGUGAGAAAAGCCUGGGCUACCUCAUGAAGAUCCAUGAGAAGCUGAGACAGUACGAGCGCCAGAGUCCUACACCUGUCCUUCACAGCGCCGCGUCCUUGGCUGAGGAUGUAAGUCAUGGUCUGACUGGCAGCUCUCUUGUGAUUUGGCGGCAGGUGGCAGAGGAGCUGCAGAGUGGACCAAUGAGUGUUGAGGAGAAGGAACUCCUACAGCUGUUGACGUCCCCCCAUCUCAAGGCAGUUUUGUCAGUUCAUGACACGGUUGCCCAGAAGAACUUUGACCCCGUGUUGCCACCACUGCCUGACGACUUCGAGGACGAGCUGGAGGAGGAGUCAGUGAAGAUUGUCAGACUGGUCAAGAACAAGGAACCACUGGGGGCCACCAUCAGACGGGAUGAGACCACAGGGUCUGUGAUCGUGGCCCGCAUCAUGAGGGGCGGGGCUGCAGACCGGAGUGGACUGGUCCAUGUAGGAGACGAGCUACGGGAGGUCAACGGCAUCUCCAUCAUUCACAAGAGGCCUGAUGAGAUCAGUCAGCUUCUGUCCCAGUCUCAGGGCUCCAUCACCCUGAAGAUAAUCCCAGCCGUUAAGGAGGAGGACCGUCUGAAGGAGAGCAAGGUCUACAUGAGGGCCCUGUUUGACUACAUCCCUGCUGAUGACAAGGCCACACCCUGUCAGGAGGCGGGACUUCCCUUCAAGCGAGGUGACAUCCUGCAGGUGGUAACCCAGGACGACCCCACCUGGUGGCAGGCCAAACGGGUGGGCGACAGCAACCUCCGGGCUGGACUCAUCCCCUCCAAACUCUUCCAGGAGAGACGGCUGGCUUACCGGGUAAAAACGGGCACACUUCCGAACCCUAAAUCCCCUAAAAAUCCUACCUAUGACCAGGGAUGUGACAAAGAGGACUGUGAUUGUGAGGGCUAUUUCAAUGGACAGUACAUAGCGGGUCUGAGGAGGAGUUUCCGUCUGAGCCGAAAGGACCGGUCAGGAUCCCUCGGAGGGGCCACCUCCGACCCCACCGACCCAGACUUUGCCACCUACGAGGAGGUGACUCGCUACCAGCACCGGCCCAACGAGAGACCCCGCCUGGUGGUUCUGAUCGGCUCCCUGGGAGCUCGUAUCAAUGAGCUGAAACAGAAGGUGAUAGCAGAGAACCCACACCGCUAUGCUGUGGCCGUACCACAUACCACCAGGCCCAAGAAGCCUCAUGAGAAAGAGGGGUUGGAAUACCACUUUGUCACCAAACAGGCGUUUGACGCAGACGCUCUGAGCAACAAGUUCAUAGAGCAUGGGGAGUACAAGGAGAACCAGUAUGGUACCAGUAUAGAGGCUAUCCGCUCUGUACAGGCCAAAAACAAGAUGUGCCUAGUGGACGUGCAGCCAGAGGCUCUGAAGACACUGCGGACAUCUGAGUUCAGGCCCUAUGUUAUCUUCGUCAAGCCGCGUGUCCCGGAGAGCAGACGUCGUCGUAGUGCUGCCACUUCACCAGCAGGGGGAGAUCAUGGGCGAGUGACGGUGAGACCUGCUGAUGAGGACCUGCAGGAAAUGCGUCAGUCAGCCCAGCAGAUGGACCAGCAGUAUGGCCACCUGGUCGACCGGGUCCUAAUCAAGGAGGACUCAGCCAGCGCCUGCACAGAACUCCGAGGCAUUCUGGAGCGGCUGGAGCGUGAGACCUUCUGGGUGCCCCUCUGCUGGGUGCGGACCUAACCCCUCUCCCCAACCUCCAGAGGGGGGAUCACAGCCCCCCAGCCCUUCCUCCAGCAGGACCCCUACCCCAUCCCUUUUCUGAUCUCCUGGACCCCUUGGCUCCAAUGGGCCAGCCUGUAGGGUGUGGAAGAUACUGCCCCAAACCCUGGCCUGAUACCGGGCCAGCCACACACUGGCACUAGGGGAGAAGG
Salvelinus namaycush (lake trout) is the source of this 2043-nucleotide messenger RNA. Its product is annotated as MAGUK p55 subfamily member 3-like. Gene Ontology annotation, cellular component: cell-cell junction; plasma membrane. The record is from RefSeq and is a predicted model, not a curated record. Gene Ontology annotation, molecular function: protein binding. NCBI's taxonomy places the organism in Eukaryota, Metazoa, Chordata, Actinopteri, Salmoniformes, Salmonidae. The transcript is spliced from 18 exons. The coding region runs from base 23 to 1852 and encodes 609 amino acids.